Messenger RNA from Populus euphratica (Euphrates poplar), 1275 nucleotides. RefSeq names its product probable F-box protein At4g22030. The coding region runs from base 1 to 1275 and encodes 424 amino acids. Lineage: Eukaryota; Viridiplantae; Streptophyta; Magnoliopsida; Malpighiales; Salicaceae. The record is from RefSeq and is a predicted model, not a curated record. The transcript has a single exon.
AUGCCAUCUUUGCAAGCUUCAAGCUUUCUUUUCUCUUCUACUUGUAGGUGUUCAACAAGAACCCACGCAGCCAUUUCAAUCCCUAAACUUCCAAGAAUUCCUUUUUCAGCUCCAAAAAAUCCAUUGAAACCGGUUGAGGAUUUGAAUUUACGAGAUGGGUUCAAAGCUACAAUCCCAUUAGAAAACAAUAAUGUUGCAAAUAACACAAGACUUGAUCAAUAUGAACCAAUCAUUUCUACAACCAGUACUACAGCGACAGCCAAGCUUUAUGCGAUCUUGGAAGCUGUCGGUGAUAGAGUAGAGAUGCAUGGAAAUGUUGGCGAGCAACGUGACAACUGGAACAAACUUCUUUUGAACUCAAUUAAUAUGAUCACUCUCACAGCUGCAACUAUGGCUGGUGUAGCAGCAGGUGGCGCAGCAGGAGCUCCACUUUUGGCUUUGAAGUUAUCGUCAACUCUUUUAUUUUCUGCUGCUACAGGAAUGUUAAUCAUCAUGAACAAAAUCCAACCUUCACAGCUCGCAGAAGAGCAAAGAAAUGCCACGAGAUUGUUCAAGCAACUUUAUAGCCACAUACAAAACACACUAGCUCUUCAUGAUCCUACUGAUACAGAUGUGAAGGAUGCAAUGGACAGAGUUUUGGCUCUUGAUGAAGCUUAUCCUCUUCCUUUGUUAGGGAAAAUGAUUGAAAAGUUUCCUGACAAAUUUGAGCCUGCUAUUUGGUGGCCUAAGUCAAACAAGUCUCACAGUAGAAAACACGUGAAAGCACAAGGAAAGAAUGGGUGGAGUGAGGAUCUUGAAGAGGAAAUGAGGGUGGUGAUUGAAGUGAUAAAAAGAAAAGACAGUGGAGAUUAUAUGAGACUUGGGAACUUGGCAUUGAAGGUGAACAAGAUUUUAGCCGUCUCAGGUCCACUGCUUACUGGCAUUGCAGCUGCUGGGUCUGCCUUUGUAGGCCAUGGAUCAUGGGCAGCAAUCAUGGCAGUCACAGCAGGUGCAUUGGCUAGCACAGUAAAUACAUUUCAGCACGGUGGCCAAGUUGGUAUGGUGGUUGAAAUGUAUAGAAACAGUGCUGGAUUCUUUACUCUUUUGGAGGAAUCAAUUAAAUCCACAAUUCAAGAGAAAGAUUUGGAGAGAAGGGAAGAUGGAGAAAUGUCUGAAAUGAGCGUUGCACUGAAGCUUGGAAGAAGCUUGUCACAGCUUAGAGAUCUUGCCAGAAAAUCAACUUCUUCUCAUAUAGAUGGAAGCACCAUAGAUGAGUUUGCUAGCAAACUAUUUUGA